Ilex paraguariensis (yerba mate) is the source of this 2087-nucleotide messenger RNA. Lineage: Eukaryota; Viridiplantae; Streptophyta; Magnoliopsida; Aquifoliales; Aquifoliaceae. The record is from the annotation of a GenBank genome assembly.
AUCAUAUAAGGAAGGUGCCACCUCGUGCCACCUCAAGCUCUCUCUCUCUCUCUCUCUCGCUCGCGGUAUUGUCGCCGGUAGGAAUUCCCAUCACUUUCGUAGACGACGAUUCUCCUUCGUACACGUAAACUUCGUUCUCUUUGUUUCCUCAUUAUCAUCAAGCCAUUUCCUUACCGCCUCAAGGCUUCUCUCUCCACACAAAAUAAUAUGCCAACGAUUUCUGAACUUUUCUUUGUACUAUCUCGCUCUGGACAGGGUGUGAAGUAGAAGAGGGAGAGAGAUACAUAUAGCGAAAGAAGAAGUAGAAGAGAAAGAGUUGAAUGGCGGUGGAGUACAAAUGUUGCGGAUCGGAGUUCUUCAUUCACAUUCUGAUAAUUACGCUGCUGGUUUUGUUUUCUGGUUUGAUGUCUGGACUUACUUUGGGGCUCAUGUCUUUGAGUCUGGUUGAUCUUGAAGUUCUGGCACAGUCUGGAACUCCCAAGGAUCGUAAACAUGCUGCGAAGAUAAUGCCAGUUGUCAAAAAUCAACAUUUAUUGCUGUGCACUCUGCUUAUUUGCAAUGCAGCUGCCAUGGAGGCCCUUCCUAUUUUUCUUGAUAGCCUAAUUACAGCUUGGGGCGCUAUCUUGAUUUCGGUGACAUUGAUACUUCUGUUUGGUGAGAUAAUACCACAGUCUGUGUGCUCUAGAUAUGGAUUGGCUAUUGGUGCAGCUCUAGCUCCAUUUGUUCACAUUCUUGUUUGGAUCUGUUUCCCUGUUGCAUAUCCAAUAAGCAAGUUAUUGGACUUUCUGCUGGGCCAUGGGCAUGUAGCUCUAUUUCGCAGAGCUGAGUUGAAAACACUUGUUAAUUUGCAUGGCAAUGAGGCAGGGAAAGGUGGAGAACUCACACAUGAUGAGACAACAAUCAUUGCCGGAGCACUUGAGCUUACUGAGAAAACAGCUAGGGAUGCAAUGACUCCUCUAUCUGAGACUUUUUCAAUUGAUAUUAAUGCCAAACUUGGCAGGGAUUUGAUGAAUUUGAUAUUGGAGAAAGGGCAUAGCAGGGUUCCAGUUUAUUAUGCGGAACCUGCGAAUAUAAUCGGACUUAUUCUGGCAAAGAAUUUACUAACCAUCCAUCCAGAAGAUGAAGUGCCUGUAAAGAACGUUACUAUUCGCAGGAUACCAAGGGUUCCGGAAACUCUGCCAUUAUACGACAUCUUGAAUGAGUUUCAGAAAGGUCACAGCCACAUGGCUGUUGUUGUAAGACAGUGUAACAAGGUGGUGGACCAGCCUGGCAGCGAGGGUCCUGCAGAAAAUCCCGUGAAGGAUGUGAGGGUAGAUGUAGAUGGUGAAAAGCCUCCCCUGGAAAAGAGUUUAAAGGCUAAAAGGUCGUUCCAGAAAUGGAAGAGCUUUUCCAAUGGAGGGAACAAUUCUUACAGGGGCACAAAUAGGAGCAAGAAGUGGUCAAAGGACAUGUACUCAGACAUUCUGCAGAUAGAGGGAAACCCACUUCCCCAGCUCCCUGAAGAAGAAGCUGUCGGCAUAAUAACAAUGGAAGAUGUCAUUGAAGAGCUUUUACAGGAGGAGAUCUUUGAUGAGACAGAUCACCAUUUUGAGGAUUCAUGACAGUGGUUCUGUUGAUACUGAAAAGUUUUACUACACAGAAGGUGAUGAAAAUUUUGUUAUGCUCAAUUGGCACUUAGGCUAUAAUGGAGGUGGACAUAGAUAGAUGUAGAUGGUUAUCUGGGAGAGCAUACUGGAGUCAGACAAUUUAUAGCUGAGAUGUAUGAAGAGGCAAAUAUGUAGGAUUUGGUGUACUUUCUUUCAUAUAGCUUUGAGUGACCAGAGAUUAAAAACUGUUUGUUCUAUAUGUAUUUGCUUGGCCCUUGAAUUGGCCCCUCCCAUCAUCAUUUGUAUAUGUAGCCAUUUACUUGCUCAUCCACCGAGUCGGUGACUUAGCAUCUUUAGACUCGAUCAUUUACCUUUCCAAAUCCAGCUGUAGGUGGGAGUCUAUGUAUUGUAUACAACAUUUCUAGCCAUUUUCUUGCACAAAAAACCUGGAUUUGAUGCUAUGGCUUAGCAAUAAUUACUAUGUAAGAGUAAAGCAUUCCU